Molecule: messenger RNA, 1533 nt
Organism: Nematocida minor
Lineage: Eukaryota; Fungi; Microsporidia
Product: ATP-dependent RNA helicase DDX5/DBP2
Exons: 1
Coding region: 1-1533 (510 amino acids)
Cellular component (GO): nucleus; cytoplasm; ribonucleoprotein complex
Molecular function (GO): RNA helicase activity; ATP binding; RNA binding
Source: RefSeq, a predicted model, not a curated record
AUGGGUAACAGUUACGGAGGAGGAAGCAGAUUUGGAGGCGACUCCAAAAGAAGAGAUUUCUCAUCAGGUGAUAGAAAAGAAAACGGAAGAUUCGGCGGACAGGGCGGAAUGCGAAGAGGCGGCUUUGGAGAGACAGUAAAGGACAACGGUCCAGUGGAGUUUGACAAAGAGUUCUACGUAGAGCACGCAGAGCAGUCCAAGCUCACACAGGAGGAGGUAGAUGCGCUGAGACAGGACGCAGAGAUGACCAUCACAGGAGACAACAUCCCAAAGCCAUGCAUGAACUUUGAGCACUUUGGAUUCCCUGCAAGCAUUCUGAAGGAGUUCAAGAGCGCAGGAUACACAGCACCCACCCCCAUCCAGGCACAGGGAUGGCCCAUGGCUCUGAGCGGAAGAGACAUGGUGGGAGUGGCAAACACCGGGUCUGGAAAGACCCUUUCCUUCAUUCUCCCUGCGAUGAUCCACGCAAAGGCACAGAAGGCCCUCAGGCCAGGCGAUGGCCCCAUCGUUUUGGUCCUUGCCCCCACAAGAGAGCUCGUAUCGCAGAUAGAAGAGGAGGCGUGCAAAUACGCCAAGUUCUUCGGGCUUAGAACCGUGUCUGUAUACGGAGGAGUCCCCUCUGGGCCACAGAAGGGCGCCAUCAGAAGAGGAGCAGAGAUUCUCAUCGCCACCCCAGGGCGUCUCAUCGAUCUGUACGACCAGAAGGCCGUGUUCAUGAGCAGAGUCUCGUUCCUUGUCCUUGACGAGGCAGACAGAAUGCUGGACAUGGGAUUCGAGCCACAGCUCAAGAGAAUCAUCCCAGAGACAAACCCCAACAGACAGACACUCAUGUGGAGCGCCACAUGGCCCAAAGAGGUUAAGUCGCUGGCAAGAAACUACAUGACAGACUACAUCCAGGUGAAGAUCGGAUCUGCAGAGCUCGUGGCUAACAUCAAGAUCACGCAGAAGACACACAUCGUGGACCACUGGGAGAAAGACAAGGUGCUCUCAGACGUGCUCACAGAGGUCGCAGGGGACGAGAAGCAGAACCCAAAGAUCAUCAUUUUCUGCAACCAGAAGAGAAGAUGCGAUGACCUCGUGGACAAGAUGCAGGAGUACGGGUGGCCCGCAGAGGCCCUCCACGGAGACAAGGCACAGAACCAGAGAGACAGAAUCAUCCAGGACUUCAAGGCAGGGAAGAGAAGCAUCCUCGUAGCAACAGAUGUGGCUGCCAGAGGACUUGACGUGAAGGACGUUAAGGCUGUGAUCAACUACGACUUCCCCACUAACUGCGAAGACUACAUCCACAGAAUAGGAAGAACAGCCAGAGGAAACUCAGAGAAGGGUCUUUCCCUUACCUUCUUCUCGCCCAAGGACGACAGGGCUAACGCACGGAAGUACAUGGAGAUCCUGAGAGACUCCAACCAGGAGAUACCCUCAGAGCUCAGCGCCAUUGCAGCCCGCGGAGGGAGCAGCGGAGGAAGCAGCUACGGCGGAGGAAAUAGAAGAUUCGGAGGAAACGGCGGAUCAUCCCGAGGCGGAAGAAGAUGGUAG